CUUUAAGUUUCACACAAUUUUCACUACUCAGCCAGCGUGGAGUAUAUUUUUGUACAUAGGAAUUAAAUUCGUUUAUUGUGCACACAAAGAGCUACAAAUUAUCCAGACAUGUCCGUUCCCAAGAGCGGUGGCUUCAGCAACAAGGUGAUCACUGUGGUGGCCACCAAUGGCUUUGGACCCGAGUCGAUGACCGAGAUUAGCUACACGGACACAAAGGUGAUUGGCAACGGCAGCUUUGGAGUGGUCUUCCAGGCCAAGAUGGUGCCCAGCAACGAGCAGGUAGCCAUCAAGAAGGUCCUGCAGGAUCGCCGCUUCAAGAAUCGUGAGCUCCAGAUCAUGCGAAAGCUGCGCCACGAGAACAUCGUUACUCUGAAGUAUUUCUUCUACUCGAGCGGCGAGAAGCGGGACGAGGUGUACCUCAAUCUGGUGAUGGAGUUCAUACCCGAGACGCUCUACAAGGUGGAACGUCAGUACGCCAGGGCCAAGCAGACGCUGCCCGUGAACUACGUGCGGCUCUACAUGUAUCAGCUGCUCCGGAGCAUGGCCUAUCUGCACAGCAUCGGCUUCUGUCAUCGCGACAUCAAGCCCCAGAACAUGCUGCUGGACUCGGAGACGGCUGUCCUGAAGCUCUGCGACUUCGGCAGUGCCAAGCAGCUGGUGUCUGGAGAGCCGAAUGUGUCGUACAUCUGUUCGCGCUACUACCGCGCACCGGAGCUGAUCUUUGGGGCCACCGACUACACCACCAAGAUCGACAUCUGGAGUGCUGGCUGUGUUCUGGCUGAGCUGCUGCUCGGACAGCUGAUCUUCCCGGGCGACUCAGGCGUGGACCAGAUCGUGGAGAUUGUGAAGGUGAUGGGCACGCCGACGACCGAGCAGCUGCACGACAUGAAUCCCCACUACAAGCAGUUCAAGCUGCCGCAGCUGAAGCCCCAUCCCUGGUCGAAGGUCUUCCGCAUUCGCACACCGGCCGAGGCCAUCGAUUUGGUGUCAAAGCUGCUCAUCUACACGCCCAAUGCCCGCUCCAGUCCCAUGAUGGCCAUUGCCCAUCCCUUCUUCGACGAACUGCGUCAGGAUCCGUACCAGCUACUGCCAAAUGGCCGCAGCCUGCCGCCGCUCUUCAACUUCACCGACUACGAGCGAAGCAUCGAACCCAGUCUCAAUCCUCUGCUGCAGCCCCGAUCUGGUGAAAGUCCGCCCCCUGUCCGCGAUAACAUACCUUAUCGUGGUCGUCACACGGCUGGCCAAGAGCCAACCCCGAAAUCCGGGCCAAUCGUCAAGCCGCCAGCCCGAUUGUCUGCAAAGCUCCCUGAACAGACUUUCAAGAUUCUCGGUGGCCCGCCAGCAACAGUUCGGCAGGAAAUGGGCAACGGCGAUCACGUGGACCCGCUGGAUGACUCGAUGGAAACUGAAACUCUUGUCGGUUGUGAUGCUACCCUCUCCUAUGAAGGCAAUGACAGCGAGCCGAACGAGGAAGCGGUGGACUACGAGGACUAUGAGGGCCAUUCGAACAGCGGCGACAGCAACAACAUUGCCGACGAGAACGCGAAUGAGUCGGAUGAAUCGGAGGAGGACACCCUGGAAGAGGAAUCUAGCGAGAGCGAAGAUGAUUAAGCCA
This is a messenger RNA of Drosophila subobscura, 1615 nucleotides long. Its product is annotated as putative glycogen synthase kinase-3 homolog. Gene Ontology annotation, biological process: protein phosphorylation. Gene Ontology annotation, cellular component: cytoplasm. The record is from RefSeq and is a predicted model, not a curated record. The transcript has a single exon. The coding region runs from base 109 to 1611 and encodes 500 amino acids. Gene Ontology annotation, molecular function: protein kinase activity; ATP binding. NCBI's taxonomy places the organism in Eukaryota, Metazoa, Arthropoda, Insecta, Diptera, Drosophilidae.